Messenger RNA from Hevea brasiliensis (rubber tree), 2141 nucleotides. Its product is annotated as FRIGIDA-like protein 1. Lineage: Eukaryota; Viridiplantae; Streptophyta; Magnoliopsida; Malpighiales; Euphorbiaceae. Bases 110 to 1888 code for a protein of 592 amino acids. The record is from RefSeq and is a predicted model, not a curated record. The transcript is spliced from 3 exons.
CAAGGUCGCCGGCAUAACAUAAAUGAUGCGGCGAGCACAACACAACCUCAAAGCCUGAAAUUUUAGCCUUCUCUCUCUUUUUUUAGGGUUAAGAGUUCAAUCUCUAACAAUGGCGUCCUCGAAAGUCACUGAAGUUGCGAACCUGAAAACGAUAGAAGCAGCCUUGAAGCUUGUAGACACCAAAAAGGAAAGCCUUAAAAGAGCCUUUGAUGAUCUCCAAGCCCACUCAUCUCUUCUCUCCUCCUUCUCUCUGUCCUGGCCUGACCUCGAUUCUCACUUUACCUCCCUCCAAACCACCCUCACCCGUCGUUUUCACGAUCUUCAAUCCCUCAAUUCUUCUUCUAACCCUCCUCGCACUCAUGACCCAAUCGGUGCUCCCCAUGACCCUGCUGCUUCCGAUCAAUCGCUGACUGUUGUCGGUGGCCCAUUAUCUUCUUCCAACCCACAUGAUCAUGGUGCAGUGACUCGGUCCAAGGUGGAAUUGCCCGUCCCCGUGCAAGACCCUUCUUCAUCUAAUCCGACGAGUCAGUCCCAAACUCAGACUCAGGGAGUCCCUGUGCAAUACCCAUCGAGUCUAAACCAGGCUACUUGGCCGGAAUUGGGUCCUCUGUGCGAGAAGAUGGAUGGGCCAGGAUUGAGGGAUUAUAUAAGCGACCAUGCCAAAGAGCGGGAAGCUAUCCGGACAGAGCUUGUAGGCUUAAUGGGGGAUGCUUCAGACCCCGGAGCAAUGGUUUUGGAUGCAAUGGAGGGGUUUUAUUCAUCGAAUUCGACGUCUAAAGGUGACAAGGACAUGGAUUUAUAUCGUUUACGGAAGAGCUGUUUGGACUUAUUGGAGGUGUUGACAGAGAUUAAACCAAAUUUAAGUGAUGAAGUGAAGGAGAGAGCUAAAAAGUUGGCUUUUGGGUGGAAAGAGAAAGUGAAUUUGAAUGGGGAUAGCCCUCUAGAGGCACUCGGUUUCCUGAAUUUGAUUGUGGCGUAUGGAUUAGAGAAUGAAUUUGAUGUGGGUGAGCUUUUGAAUUACUUUGUAGUCGUUGCCAGGUUUAAGCAUGCUACAGUUUUGUGUCGUUCUAUAGGCCUGGGAGACAAAACUACAGAUCUUGUUCAAAAACUCAUUGACAAUGGCAAGCAACUUUUAGCUGUCAAAUUUAUUUUCGAAUUUGGGCUGACUGACAAGUUCAAACCAUUUCCUCUCCUGGAAGAUCACCUGCAGGAGUGCAAGGAAUUUACUAACAAAAUUUGCAAGGAUGGAAAGAACUCCAUUAAGGCACAGAAUGAGGCCAGAGCCAGAGAAGUUAAUGCUUUAAAAUCAGUUCUCAAAGUAAUUGAUGAACACAAACUCAAAUCUGAGUACCCAAGGCUGGACCUUGAGAAGCGGAUUGAGAUGCUAGAGAAGCAGAAGGCAGACAAGAAAGUGGAUGCACAAUCUCCUGAUAAUAGGCCUCAGCAGCAGCCAAAGAAACAGCUGCAACAGCAGCAGUCAAAGAAGCAACAGACAAAGCAGCAAACAAAGAAGCAGCAGCUGAAUGGAAACAAGCGUCCUCGAAUGACUGCACUGAGUGGUCCUGCAGCAGUCUCAAUCAGUAUUGCUGGUUCCAGUUCAACUGUUCCUCCAUUUCAACAAUCUCAUUUACCACCAGCAGGUUUGUUGCCAGCAGCUGGACCUUAUGGGUUGGUGGGUUCCACUCCUUCCAUUGCUUCUUAUGCAGGUUCAUCAGCUGGCCCCUAUGGCUUGGCAGGAGCUGCUAUUGGCUUCUCUGGUAACCCAAGUCCAGCUGGGGCCCAUCCAUACUCUUCAGAUCCAUAUAUGCCACCUGGUUUUUAUGACAGGCCAUCUGCUUACGGUGGAUAUGGUUUGCAGCCUCAAUAUCCAACUUACUACCCCCAGUAGUUUUUGGGUACUUUCAGUGAUAGUAUAACUUUGGAUGGUAUAGUAGUGUUGCCAACUUUGCAUUAGUGGUUAUCAGAAAGCAAGCUAUGCUUUUUGAUCAGCAUGGAUGUAGUUUGGGAACUUAAUUUGGUUAGUUGGUUUGCGGGUGUUGGCACACUUUGAAGUGUUUGAACAAUAUGUUGUAUGUUUAUGUUUUUUCUUUGGUUUGGAAGACUUUGGAAGAUCAUACUACAUGGAAAAUUCCUUCAUUUUA